GGCUGAGAGGGACUGGCCGCCCUCACAGCAAGAUGUACUGACGGGGAAGACAGGGUUAUCUGAGUUAAGCUGGUCGGCAUGCUGUGAACCGGGCUGGUGGAGUGAAUUUUAGCUUCUUUUUCAGGGAAGAGCGAAUGUCGCAGGCGGAUACUGUGGGGAAAUGAGUAACAGGAUGGAGGGUUCGGCGGGACCAGGUGUCAGGGCGAAUGGACCCAUCGCAGCGCCCAGCAGCCCGGUGAGCUCCCCCACAGGCCCACCUCUGUCCCCAGAAGAGCUGGAGGAAGAGCCACAGUCAACUCUGACAGAUGUCACCGAAAUGUGGAUUAAGUUCGGCAAGACUUUUGCCAUUAUCUUCCCGAUCUAUGUCUUGGGGUACUUUGAGUUCAGCUUUAGUUGGGUUCUGAUUGGACUCGCCAUGUUGUUCUAUUGGAGGAAAAACCAUGGCAAUAAAGACUACAGGAUAAACCGUGCCUUAGCAUUCCUGGAUCAUGAGGACAAAGUAGUGAAGCAAAGUGUGCCCACUUCAGAGCUGCCACCAUGGGUCCAUUACCCAGAUGUGGAGAGAGUGGAGUGGCUGAAUAAGACAGUGAAGCAGAUGUGGCCAUUUAUCUGCCAGUUUGUGGACAAACUGUUCAGAGAGACCAUCGAGCCGGCGGUGAAGAGUGCCAACCCUCAUCUCAGCACCUUCUGCUUCACCAAGAUCGACAUGGGCGACAAGCCACUGAGAGUGAACGGGGUGAAAGUUUACACGGAGAAUGUGGACAAGAGACAGGUCAUCAUGGACCUGCAAGUCAGCUUUGUCGGAAAUACAGCAAUUGACGUGGACAUCAAGAAAUACUAUUGCAGAGCUGGAAUCAAAAGUAUACAGCUUCACGGAACGAUGAGAGUGGUGAUGGAGCCUCUGCUGGGGGACAUGCCUCUGAUCGGAGCCCUGUCCGUCUUUUUCCUCAAGAAACCAUUGCUGGACAUCAAUUGGACGGGACUCACAAACAUGCUGGACAUUCCUGGUCUAAAUGGUUUGUGUGACAACAUUAUCCAGGACAUCAUCUACAACUUUGUGGUCCUGCCCAACCGCAUCACCAUCCCUCUGGUGGGAGAGGCCCAGCUGGCCCAGCUACGCUUCCCAAUACCCAAGGGUGUCCUGAGGAUCCACUUUAUCGAGGCCCAGGAUCUGCUGGGUAAAGACAAGUUCCUAGGAGGGCUCAUCAAAGGCAAGUCAGACCCAUACGGAGUCAUCCAGGUUGGGACCCAGCUCUUCCAGAGCAAGGUCAUCCACGAGACCGUCCACCCGAAAUGGAAUGAAGUAUACGAGGCCUUGAUCUAUGAAAAUACAGCACAGAAUGUGGAGAUUGAGCUGUUUGAUGAAGAUACUGACAAAGACGACUUCCUGGGAAGUCUGGUGAUCGACGUGGCCGAGCUCCAGAAGGAACAGAAGGUCGAUGAGUGGUUUGUGGUGGAAGAUGUGGCUACAGGGAAGCUGCACCUCAAACUGGAGUGGUUGUCUCUGCUGCCCACACCUGAGAAGUUGGACCAGGCACUAAUGAGCAUCAAAGCUGAUCGUGGUCAAGCCAAUGAUGGCCUGUCGUCUGCACUGCUGGUCGUCUUCCUUGAUUCAGCCAGAAACCUGCCGCGCAAUCCGUUAGAGUUCAACCAAGCGGGGCUGAAGAAGGCCUCGAUCAGUAAGGCCAUCAAGUCUGGCAAAAAAGUGACCAGCGAUCCCAGUCCGUUUGUCCAGUUCACAGUGGGACACAAGUCCUACGAGAGCAAGACAAGAUAUAAGACUAAUGAACCUGUGUGGGAGGAAUCCUUCACCUUCCUCAUCCAUAACCCCAAAUGUCAAGAGUUGGAGGUUGAGGUGAAGGAUGAGAAACACGAGUGUUCACUGGGGACGUUAACGCUGCCUCUGAGUCGCCUGCUGGAGGCCGAGGACAUGACGCUGAACCAGCGCUUUCCCCUGAGGAACUCCGGACCGAGCUGCACCCUCAAGAUGAAGAUGGCUCUGCGGGUGCUGUGCUUGGAUAAGAGCACUUCCUCAUCCUCAGACUCCACCCCAUCAUCCGUGCAAGUCCGCAAGAACAGCUCCGGCAACCAAACCCCUCGGCCCUCCGUCUCCUCUGGCUCCCCCGCAGCUCCCUCCUCCUCCACCUCCGACAUCCCCCGCUCUACUUCCGUGUCAGCCCAGGACCUGCUGAACCGACGGAAGGAGGCGGAGGACCCCUUUAGGUCUCCUGGAAGCACAGACUUGGGGCAGGGCAGUGGAAGAGGAGGAAGUCAGGGCCUGGCGGAGACUGGGAGGAGCACCUCCAACCUGGCCAUCUCUGGUUCCCAGCAGUACCUUGCUGGAGGCAAGGAACCAACACCCAGCAUCGCCUCAGAUAUCUCCAACCCCUACGCUGCUCAGGAGCUGCAGCAGAGACUUCAGCAGCUGCAGAAUGGUUCAGGCCCCAGUUAUUUCCCGCUAGGUGAGAUCCAGCUGACAGUCAGACACAGCUCCCAGAGGAACAAACUCAUCGUGGUCGUGCAUGCCUGCAGAAACCUGAUAGCAUUCACAGAUCACGGCUCAGAUCCUUACGUUCGCCUCUACCUGCUUCCUGACAAACGGAGGUCGGGCAGGAGGAAAACUCACACGUUCAAGAAAACCCUCAAUCCAAUUUACGAUCAGACGUUUGAGUUCAGUGUUUCCCUCGUGGAGCUCCACAGGCGGACUCUGGAUGUCGCAGUGAAGAACAGUGGAGGUCUGCUCUCCAAACACAAAGGCCUUCUGGGAAAGGUACUGGUGGAGUUGACCCAUGAGGACAUCAGUAAGGGCUGGACACAAUGGUUUGAGCUGAGUGAAGACGGCCUGUCGAAGCCUCACCAACUCUAAACGGCAACGAGAGAAACCAUCAUCAUCAUCAUAAUUAUUAUCAUCACUACCAUCAUAUCGCCACACUUCCACUUAAGUCGACAGUACGGCUUUUUGUUGUUGUUGUUUUUUAUCAUUACUUGUAAGUGUAUCAAAAGAAACAGAGAAGCAGCUUUUGACAUUCAUUUAAUCAUAUCAGUCGCAAGGCAAACCUCCCCUUUAAGAAGUGAAAGGCUGAUAGACUAAAGGGAGUAUACAACAAGUAGAAUACUAUAUAUUAUACAAUGUACUGCUGUGGAAAUCUAUAUUCCAUAAUUAUAGGAGAAACUAUAACAGCUGUAGAGGAAGACAAUCUAUUUUUUUUGCUGUUGCAGCAGUUUGAUAAAGAAAGACAAUGUACAAGUUUGUAAAUAUAAACGUGAAGAUGCUGGACAAAACAGACGCUGUGUUCUAGAGAUAAGAGAGGGGCGUCUCUUAUUUGGCCAAAUAAUUGUUUUUAUGUUAUUUGAUUACUUUUUUUUUUUUUUUCAAUGAAAAACAUUCUGGACAAAGUUUCUGAAGCAGAGCAGGCGGGCAGUCGCAGGGAAAGACGCCACCAAAGAGAACAGAAGUAUUUAAUUUUUUUGCCCUUUUGGGUUUUGGUAACACAGCUUUACCUUGGCUUUAUUCCACUAUAAGAAUUUGUGUAUUAACCAUGUGAAAAGAACUGUAGGUACAAAAAUAUUGUGCCAACCCAUUUGUACCCAAAGACUGUGUUAAGUACGAUAAGAAAAAAAAUCACUUUUGACUGAUUUUGAAAAAAGGAAAUUCCAAAUUUCAGUCUCCGGCACGAAUGUGAUGCAAAUAUGAGCUCUUUUAGUUCUUUUCCAUCUGUUAAUAUACCUGUUGUUACACUGAAAUAAUGCCAUUGUUAGGUGUGACCUGUUUGUUUUUUAAAGUGAAUAUUUGCACAUCUGUGUGUUUGGGGAACAUUUUUAUGCUUAGGUGCAAUUUAAACAUUGCCUAAAUUCCUCUAAGAGAAAAAAAAGUCUGUUUUAGUGAGUAAUUCUUAUCUUAAAUUUAACAGUUUUUAAAGGAAUAAUUUGGCAUUUUGGCAUUAACAUUCUUAUAGAGAGUGUUAGAUGAGAAGAUAACACUCUUAUGUCUGUUAGUUAUAUAUGACAUUACAGGCAGGAGUUGGUUAGCUUAGCUUAGCACAAAGACUUGAAACAGGGAAACAGCUAGCCUCUAAAGCUCACUAUUGGUACAUUAUAUUUUAUUUGCUUAAAUCCAAACAAAACAAUAGUUUAACAUAUAAAUCAGUAAGCUUCAGAGGUGCAGGUACACAGAUUUUUUUUUACUUUCAGACCAAGCAAAGCUAGCUGUUUCCACCUGUUUACAGUCUGUAUGCUCAGCUAAGCUAACUUGUUGCUGCUGGCUUUAUGUUAAACAGUGUCAUUGAUCUACUCAUCCAGCUGUUUCUUGGAAAAGGAAACUAGUAUGUUUGCUAAAAUGUUAAAGUAUUUCUCCAAGUUGAAUAAUGCAUCAACAUGAACUGUAUUUAAAAAUGAAGUGAUUAAUUUAUCACAUACGUUUUCUUCAUUCUAAAGCCACUAUGAAUAGAAGUGUCUGCACUGGCGCCCUCCAGUGGUAAAACAAAAAAAAAAAGGCACUGUGACAACUAUACUUUAAAUUCUCAAAUUAAUUCAUAUUAUUUAAUUCAUUGGCAGACAGAACAAGACCUUUAUUUGGACCAUGCAUUUAUGUUUAACUUCCCCUGUUCCCAAGGUAACACAAACUUCCUCCUUGUUUAUCUGUCAUGUCGAAAAAUUUGGUUAAUAAUGUAUAUUUUCACAUUAAUAGCCGACAUAUCCUCACCUCUCUGAUGCUUUGAAGUUUUGUGUAGUUUAUCUCGAGCAAUGUUAAGCAACUCAAGAAAACUCAUCACUUCCUGGAAAGUUUUCAUAUUAAAAGUCUUUCAGUUUGCCUUUAUAACCAAUCUUUUUAUUUUAAACAAACUAAAAAACAGGAAUAAAUUGAGCGAGUGAGGACAGUAUUUGUAAAAAGAAAAGAAAAAAGAAAGUGUGUGGAAAUGUUGAAUUCACCACGAGUUAUUUUUGUAUCCAGUCUUUAUUUGGCCGACUAGUAUUUACCAUUAUUACAUAAGAAUUAUCGGUUUACUCACCCGCACAAUCACUGAGAUAAAUUAUCUGAAAGCACCACAAGGACUGCUCCAAUUUCUACAAACAAAAACUUAUAAGUAAUUUGAAAGAUGAUUUAUUCAGAAAAAAAAAAAUCUACAAAUAGUGGCUUUAAAAACUAAGAAAAUUUAACAUUUACAAAACUUAGACAUUUGGAUUAAAUGGGCUUUGUUGUUGGUUUUGUUGUGGCGUUCACUGCAGGGUGUUUGUCACCGUUUCACUGAGGUUGAUAUGCCGAUAAUUUCCGCUGCAAUCAUUCUAAGUUGUUGACAUUUUGUUAAUAAAUCAACAUUGGUCUUAACGUGUCAUGAAGUGUCAUUUUCAACAUGUUGUGUCUCAUAUGAACAAACUAUGCAUAGUCUAAAUCGAGACACACACUCUUGUUGAAAAUGACAUUUGUUUUGUUUUGUGUACAUACAAUUUUUUCACGCACAUCAUAUUUAACACUGCUUUGACUUUACAGCACUUGCUCGGAAGGGAUUUAUAUCAGUAACAAAUACAUCAUUCUUGCUAUCAAACACACAUGAAUGCGUAUGUUAUCCAUGUGGCCCUUCAAAGCCAAAGAGCAGCGAUGUUGUGUUGAUACAAGGGAGGCAAAUGUGACCCUUGACCUUCAAAACACAGACUUUUGCCUUGUUGUGUGCAUAUCAAGAAAGUAUUUUACACAUAUGUAUGUUAACUGUGGCGUUCUGCAUUUUCUGUCUUUUAAUGUUUUUUUUUAUUUGUGUUUUGCAGCUUUCGCCCUCUUUGUCUUGUUCCGUGUUUUAUUUUGUAAGAAUCAAAAGAUUUGUGUGUAAGCCAAUGGAUUCGAGAGCUAUCCCUCUGUGGUGGACUUUGUCCUCUGAAAGGCGGUUUGUUUUCUCCGUCUUCUUAAUUUAUCUUGUGCCUUAAAGAUUCACACAACCUGGUGAUAUUUCCAUGUAUAAAAAGAACCAACAAAAUGCUUCAGUAGUUUCCCAUGUUUCAGAAUGUCUCCGUAAUGUCUUUUAAAACAAAUAAAGAGCUUUAGCUGGUGAUAGCAGCAUGAAGCUGUACAGCA
Messenger RNA from Epinephelus fuscoguttatus (brown-marbled grouper), 6064 nucleotides. It is a transcript of the gene esyt2a, whose product is annotated as extended synaptotagmin-like protein 2a. Gene Ontology annotation, biological process: lipid transport. The transcript is spliced from 24 exons. Bases 161 to 2866 code for a protein of 901 amino acids. The record is from RefSeq and is a predicted model, not a curated record. Gene Ontology annotation, molecular function: lipid binding. Lineage: Eukaryota; Metazoa; Chordata; Actinopteri; Perciformes; Serranidae.